AUGACCGAGGAGGAGAUCAUGACCGGAGUCCGGCGGCCUUCCAAAGAUGUCCACCCGGGCCUCGACCUGGCCGCCUACCCGUCUCCGGGCAUGUCUCCUGCAGUGGCCCCGUGGCGCAGCCGACAAGCCUUCGCCGCAGAUGCGGGUGCCCGUCGCAGGUGGGCCUCACUUUCGGAUGACGAGACUCAAUCGCCGAUGCUUUGGCCUAUGAGGUCACCAGUUCUUCAUGGACAGCGUGGAGGGCGUCGUAGCCACAGCGGCACACCAUUGAUGGGACCCUCGGCAGGCGGAAUUCCAGGACUUGCGAAAGUCUCCGAGCAUGCUGUCGCUGAGGAAGUGGAGGACUUCAUGCUACCGCCGACACCACAACCGCAGGCUCAGUUGGGCACUUCGCCAACCUCGAAGCAAGUGCCCAUGACGCCUGAGAAUUUCCCGAUGGCCUGGCCGAACCCAUGGGAGUCUGGGCCGAUGUUUGGCUGCGACCAGGCCAUGGCUGCACAGUGGCAGCAGCAGUGGAUCAUGCGGCAAGGCGAUCCGGCCUGGCCGCCUCCCUGGUCCCAGGCAGGCGGUCUCUACCCUCUUGCUCCUCAAGUUGCUGGAGGUUUCGGAGCAGCAGAUUCUGCAAGCAGCAGCUUUGGUUGGGUCCCGAUGGGAGCUGCUGGCGCCGAGAUCUCACAGGCGCAAAUGUGGCUUGGUCAAGAACAAGCUGCCGAACAGAUGCAGCUGAGCGACCCGAGUGGCUCCGCAGCCCCUUGCCCGCUCGUCUGGGUCGGAGAGCGGGCCUUCCGAGCAUCCGCAGCGGCCAAGGAACAGAUCGAGGGCCUUGGCUAUUCGAUCAAAGUGUACAGGAGCCAUGACCGCUGCAGUCGGAUGCUGGAUAAGAAGAGUGCCCUAGCGUCACACUCCGUUUUCCUCGUCUCGGAGGCUGAUGCGAAACCAAUGCUUCAGUACCUGCGGAGCCGAUCUGCGACUGGAGUGCGUGUGCUGCCGUUUUGGUGCAAACUCCCCAAACUCCGUCUCCGCCAUACAGCUGCAAUGCGCCCCAAUGACUCCCUGCUGCUCACGAAUGUACCGGUGGUGCGGAGAAAGACGCAGGCCAACACCGCGUACACUUUCGAUGCAUCGAAUGGCAUGUUGUCGGCGGCUCCAACGCCUCCACCGCUUCAGCGCAGCUUCAGCAUUGGCUCUCUCUUCAGGUCCCUGCCGGCCCUGAACCCCGAGCCGACACCAAAGCGGAGUUCGCGCCGUUGCUCGGAGAUGCCCAGUGUAAGCAUGGAGGCGCUGCUGGCCCGAAGCUCGCAGCGGCGGCACACGGAUCCUGGGCGCGCAGUACAGCUGGUUUUCCAUGGCACGCAAAGCGGCCGGCGGCCCUCCCUCAUCGACCUCUCUGUGCCGUUGCCACCCGUGCUGGCCCCGAAGUCGGAGCCACUCAAGACGGAGAAAGGGAAGGGUGCAGAGACUCAGAAGCCUGCGGAGAAGUCCACACUGGAGAAGUGCAACAGUCCUCGAGCCAGCAGGGACACUACGAUGACACCCAACUCUGCAAGCCUGGCAUCCACCGAUGAUGAUGAAGGAGGCAACACUCCGAAGCAGGUCCGUUUCCGAACGACAAUCACGGAAUGCGAGGUAUCAACCCCGUACGGAGUCAUUUACGAUGGCAUUCGCCCCAUGGACUUUGACUUCGAUCGCUGGGGACGGAAGAUCUACCACUUCUUUCCGAAUCCUGAGGAGGCAGAGGAGGACGAUGACUGA
Messenger RNA from Symbiodinium necroappetens, 1752 nucleotides. Lineage: Eukaryota; Dinophyceae; Suessiales; Symbiodiniaceae. The record is from the annotation of a GenBank genome assembly.